AUGGCAAUGCUGACAACUGUCGUCCAGCGACUGGCUGCUCCUGCUACUGGCUUGCAUCUGACACAGAUCUCUACUAAAAGAAUACUUCAUUCUAGAUUGUUUACUACUGCGAAAUCCUCUUUGUCGCUCUCCUUUGCAGCACCUACAUCCAUUCGAUAUACACCUCCUCAUGCAUCGACUUUAGCAGUUUGCCAUUCUCUACCAUACCGAUUUGUCGACAGAAAAAGUGUUCAUACUUAUAUUUGGAAGCAAAUUAAAAAUAAAGUUGCCUCUAAACGCAAAGGAAAACACUACAAACUCAAGAACCAUACUGGUGCCGUUGCAAGAUGGCUUAUUGCUGGGAAUAAUCAGUUUAAACGAGCAACGGCAAUCCGGAUUCGCAUGAAUAGAUCUCGUCGCCAAUGCAAGCGAAUCAAGUCAAGAAGACGAGUUUUGGCAAAUGCAACUCAUCGCAACCUUUUGAAAAAACUCAUUCCUUAUUACCGCAAAAAGUAUAUGAAAUGA
Molecule: messenger RNA, 504 nt
Organism: Batrachochytrium dendrobatidis JAM81
Lineage: Eukaryota; Fungi; Chytridiomycota; Chytridiomycetes; Rhizophydiales
Exons: 2
Coding region: 1-504 (167 amino acids)
Source: RefSeq, a predicted model, not a curated record